AUGGCACGGAACGAGCAAAACCUAGAGGAAUCGCAGGAUUCAGAGCGGGCACCACUCCUCCUGAGCAAUGUAGCGAGACAUACACCCACACCACUUCCUUGGCGUCAACUAUUUGUCUUGUUCUGGAUACAACUAGCGGAACCUUUGACUUCGCAGGUCAUUUAUCCUUUUAUCAAUAAAAUGGUCAGUGAUAUGCCCAUAACAGGCGGAGACGAGGCAAAAAUGGGCUAUUAUGCUGGUCUGAUUGAAUCUCUAUUCUCAGUUACCCAAGCUCUGACCGUGCUUUACUGGAGCCGACUUUCUGACCGCGUUGGGCGCAAACCUAUCAUCCUUAUCGGACUUUUGGGUUUGACACUAUCGACGGCAUGCUUUGGUGUUAGUAGUACAUUUUGGGGUCUAAUUCUAAGUCGCUGCCUUUCCGGUGCCCUCAACGGAAACGCUGGAGUCAUCAAAAGUAUGAUGGGGGAAAUAACUGACGAGACCACUAUCGCUCAAGCUAUGGCACUGAUGCCGGUUAUAUGGAAUACGGGUGCCACUAUUGGUCCAGUCAUUGGAGGUUGGCUGUCGAACCCUCAUGAACAAUUUCCUUCGUUAUUUCCAGGGCAUUUUUGGAAGAUGUAUCCUUAUGCUCUACCGUGUUUCGUCGUGGCGAUAUAUUGUGCAGGGACCUUGAUUGUGACGUUCUUGUAUCUGGAUGAGUCUGUGAAAUUCUACAAUGCUGCCUCUGAUACCUUGGAAGCGGGCGAUACCUCUACCUCUUCUACUCCUUCCGCUCUGCCAUCUCAACUCCCCCUUUCUAAAGUACUCACCCCUCAAGUUCGGAUAUCUAUCAUCACCUACACCCUCCUGGCCUUCCUUGACAUCGCCCUGCGUGCAAUUCAACCGCUCUUCCUCACCGCAUCACCAUCGUUUGGUGGGCUUGGCUUCAGUGUUCCGCUCGUCGGUACCUGUCUUGCUGCGUUUUUUUUCGCUAGCGGAAUAUAUCAAGCUCUGGCGUUUGCGCCAAUAUACGCGUGGAUGGGCCCCAAAAGAAUUUAUGUGAUCAGUAUGAUGAUGUUUGUACCAAUCUGGGUACUUUUUCCGAUGAUGAGCAGGAGCUUGGGUAAGGACAAGGCUGUCAAUGUAGUUACAUGGGUAGACUUGGUGUUACAAAUCAGUUUGUAUGUUAUCAUGGAUAUGGGUUUUAGCUCAGCAUUCAUCUACAUCCGUGCAUCAGCACCCAAUGCAUAUUCUAUCGGGGUAACAAAUGGUCUUGCUCAAACUGGUGCCUCUAUCGCUCGAGCCAUUGGACCUGCAUCUGCAACGUCAUUAUUUGCACUUUCCGUCCAAAUUUCGCUGAACACACAGAUUCACAUAGGAAUAGUGCUUCGAUGGCUUGGAUCAAAUCUUGUAUAUGUGGUAUUCAUACUGAUCAGCGUUGGCGCGGUGAUGGCUGUGAAGAGAUUACCGGAAAAGCUUGAACUCUUAGUUGUUAAUCAACGAGAGUGA
This is a messenger RNA of Lentinula edodes (shiitake mushroom), 1488 nucleotides long. Its product is annotated as MFS general substrate transporter. Lineage: Eukaryota; Fungi; Basidiomycota; Agaricomycetes; Agaricales; Omphalotaceae. The coding region runs from base 1 to 1488 and encodes 495 amino acids. The transcript is spliced from 7 exons. The record is from RefSeq and is a predicted model, not a curated record. Gene Ontology annotation, biological process: transmembrane transport. Gene Ontology annotation, molecular function: transmembrane transporter activity.